Paralichthys olivaceus (Japanese flounder) is the source of this 3645-nucleotide messenger RNA. Lineage: Eukaryota; Metazoa; Chordata; Actinopteri; Pleuronectiformes; Paralichthyidae. The record is from RefSeq and is a predicted model, not a curated record.
AUUGUGUUUGAAGCCGUAACCUCAGGGCAGCGCGGCCUGCUGGCCAUCAAAGACGUCGUGGUCCAGGGCCACCAGUGCAUGAACACACCUCAUUUCCUGACUAUAAAGGGAGUGGAGGUCAACGCCGGUCAGACCGCCUCCUUUCACUGCACCGUCAACGGACGCAAAAGGGACAACUUCCGCCUCUGGCUGCAGGGCAUCGGUGGACGGGAGGCCCCGAUGAAAGCCACUAAACCUUGGAACAAUCGGCGCUUCAUAGGCACUUUCGACGUGGAGAACACCACCAAGGGCGACUCGGGCCGCUACCGCUGCAUCGUCCACUCAGACAAAGGGGUUGGAGUGUCCAAUUACGGGGAGCUCACCAUAAAACAGCCCCCAGUGCCUAUUGCACCCCCUCAGCUGACCGCUGUCGGUGCCACUUAUCUCUGGAUCCAGUUGAACGCCAACUCCAUCAACGGGGACGGCCCGAUCAUCGACAGGGAGGUGGAGUACCGCACAGUGUCGGGCACCAUGUACGACCUGCAGCCCGUGGACAAGACCACACACAAGAUCGGCCAUCUGGACCCAGACACAGAGUACGAGAUCAGCGUUCUGCUGACCAGACCUCUGGAGGGAGGCACUGGAGCCCCGGGACCCCCUUUGAGGGCCAGGACCAGAUGUGCCGAGCCCAUGCACGGCCCACGAAAGCUGGAGGUGGUGGACAUCCAGUCCAAGCAGGUGACCGUGCGCUGGGAGCCUCUGGGCUACAAUGUGACCCGUUGCCACAGCUACAACCUGACGGUCCAGUACCGCUCCAGGGUGGCUGGCAAGGAGGAGACCAGGGAGGAGGUGUGUUACGACACGCAGAGCCGAGAUCCACAGCACACCAUCCACAACCUGACGCCCUUCACCAACCUCAGUGUCAAGCUGGUGCUCCGCAACCCAGAGGGGGUCAAGGAGAGCACGGAGCUUGAGGUUCAGACGGAUGAGGAUGUGCCGGGGGCUGUUCCUCUGGACUCCAUUCAGGGCAGUGCCUACGAGGAGAAGAUCAUCCUGAAGUGGAGGGAACCGGCGCAGACCUACGGGAUCAUCACUCAGUUUGAGAUCUCCUACAAGGCGGUCAGCUCCUUUGACCCCGAGCUGGACCUCUCCAACCAGAGUGGGAAGGUAGUGAAGCUCGGCAACGAGACCACCCACAUGUUCACAGGCCUCUACCCGGGCUCCACGUACUCCUUCACCCUGCGCGGCAGCACAGCCAAGGGCUACGGGCCCCCGGUCAUCACCCAGUUCACCACCAAGAUUUCAGCUCCCUCCAUGCCGGCGUACGAUCAGGAGACGUCUCUGAACCAGACAGACAGCACAGUGACUGUACUGCUGAAACCUGCCCAGAGCAGAGGUGCACCAGUGAGUGCGUACCAGGUGGUGGUGGAGGAGGAACGUCCACGCAGAGCACGGGGCACAGCAGAAAUCCUGCGCUGCUAUCCAGUUCCCAUUCACUUCCAGAACGCCACGCUCCUGAACUCACAGUACUACUUCACCGCUCAGUUCCCCGCCGCUGGCAUUCACUCUCCCCAGCCCUUCACUGUGGGGGACAACAAGACCUACAACGGCUAUUGGAACGCACCAUUGCUGCCCCAGAAGAGCUACAGCAUCUAUUACCAGGCUGUCAGCACAGCCAAUGGGGAGACCAAAAUCGACUGUGUCCGAGUCGCCACAAAAGCCGCCAUUCUCGUGACUCAGCUCACAACCCCCUACAUCCGCAUCGCCCCAGCGGCUGGUGACAACCAACUAACAGGAGCAGCCACUCACAAACCUGACGCGGUGGAACCAGAGAAACAAACCGACCACACGGUGAAGAUCGCAGGGGUCAUCGCCGGCAUCCUCCUCUUCGUCAUUAUCUUCUUAGGAGUCGUACUCCUCAUGAAGAAAAGAAGAACCUAUCACUCCUACACUUACUACCUGAAAUUGGCCAAGAAGCGCAAAGAGACGCUGAACAGCACCCGGCAGGAAAUGACCGUGAUGGUCAACUCCAUGGACAAGAGCUACACGGAGCAGGGCACCAACUGCGACGAGGCGCUGUCCUUCAUGGACACACACAACCACACGCUGAACACACGCAGCGAGUGUGCGCUCACACUCAACGGUCGCAGCGAGUGCACCCUCACCCUCAACGGUCGAGCCGGAUCAUCACCCUCUUCCUUCACGCUGCCUAAAGCCAACACUCUGAGUACAUCCAUCCCCACCAACUCCUACUACCCAGAUCCCUUUGUGCCAACCGCUAUCUUAGUGCCCAUUAAUGACGAGAGCCAGAACAUGGGCAGCGACACCAGCAGCCUGGUGCAGUCGCACACUCACUCCCUGAGGAAGCGGGAGCCGGUGGACGUGCCGUACCAGACGGGUCAGCUGCACCCGGCGAUCCGCGUGGCCGACCUCCUGCAGCACAUCACCCAGAUGAAGUGCGCCGAGGGCUACGGCUUCAAGGAGGAGUACGAGAUAAACGAGAGCUUUUUUGAAGGACAGUCGGCGCCAUGGGACUCUGCCAAGAAGGAUGAGAACCGCAUGAAGAACCGAUAUGGGAAUAUUAUUGCAUAUGAUCACUCCCGUGUCAGGCUGCAGGCCCUGGAGGGGGAACAGAGCUCCGAUUACAUUAAUGCAAAUUACGUUGAUGGCUAUCACAGGCCGAACCACUACAUCGCGACUCAAGGACCCAUGCAGGAGACGGUGUUUGACUUCUGGAGGAUGGUCUGGCAGGAGAACACGGCAGCCAUCGUCAUGGUGACCAACCUGGUGGAAGUAGGCAGGGUGAAGUGCUGUAAGUACUGGCCUGAUGACACUGAGAUCUACAGAGACAUCAAGGUGACGCUGAUAGAGACCGAGCUGUUGUCGGAGUACGUCAUCAGGACCUUUGCUGUGGAGAAGAGAGGAGCUCACGAGAUCCGGGAGAUUCGACAGUUCCACUUCACGGGCUGGCCGGACCACGGCGUCCCCUAUCACGCCACGGGGCUGCUGGGGUUCAUCAGGAGAGUUAAGUCCAAGACCCUGACCAACGCUGGACCCAUGGUGGUUCACUGCAGCGCCGGGGCCGGUCGGACAGGCUGCUUCAUCGUCAUCGACAUCAUGCUGGACAUGGCGGAGCGAGAGGGCGUGGUUGAUAUUUACAACUGUGUGAGGGAGCUGCGCUCUCGGAGGGUCAACAUGGUGCAGACUGAGGAGCAGUAUGUCUUCAUCCACGAUGCCAUUUUGGAAGCAUGUCUCUGCGGCGACACCACCAUACCGGCCAGUCAGCUCCGCUCCGUCUACUACGACAUGAACCGCCUGGACCCGCAGACCAACUCCAGCCCCAUUAAGGAGGAGUUCAGGACUCUGAACAUGGUGACUCCCACGCUGCGGGUGGAGGACUGCAGCAUCGCCCUGCUGCCCAGGAACCACGAGAAGAACCGCUGCAUGGACGUCCUGCCGCCGGACCGCUGCCUCCCCUUCCUGAUCACCAUCGACGGGGAGAGCUCCAACUACAUCAACGCUGCGCUCAUGGACAGUUAUAAGCAGCCCUCUGCCUUCAUAGUGACCCAGCACCCGCUGCCAAACACAGUGAAGGACUUCUGGAGAUUGGUGCUGGACUACCACUGCACUUCCAUAGUAAUGCUCAACGACGUUGACCCAGCCCAG